Messenger RNA from Notothenia coriiceps (black rockcod), 628 nucleotides. Its product is annotated as ras-related protein Rab-38-like. The record is from RefSeq and is a predicted model, not a curated record. Gene Ontology annotation, molecular function: GTPase activity; GTP binding. Bases 128 to 628 code for a protein of 166 amino acids. Gene Ontology annotation, biological process: endosome to lysosome transport; phagosome-lysosome fusion. Gene Ontology annotation, cellular component: trans-Golgi network; phagocytic vesicle; late endosome. The transcript is spliced from 2 exons. Lineage: Eukaryota; Metazoa; Chordata; Actinopteri; Perciformes; Nototheniidae.
CUUAUUCGCCUCUCAACUCAUUCCCAACUCUCCUCAGUUCCCUGCUGUCCUGUGCUUCUCCCCUUUCAUCCCCCGGCUCUCUCCAUUCCGGUGGAUUCAUGCUCAGCUCUCGCCCUCCUCGGUCGCCAUGCAGAACAACCACACCAAGGAGCAUCUCUUUAAGAUUCUUGUUAUAGGGGACCUCGGGGUUGGAAAGACCAGCAUCAUCAAGCGGUAUGUGCAUCAAAACUUCAGCCCCAACUACCGAGCCACCAUCGGGGUGGACUUCGCCCUCAAAGUCCUCAACUGGGACCAGGAGACGGUGCGCCUGCAGCUGUGGGACAUCGCAGGUCAGGAGAGGUUUGGCAAUAUGACCCGUGUGUACUACCGCGAGGCCAUGGGCGCCUUUAUUGUGUUUGACGUCACAAGGCCCGCCUCCUUUGAGGCCAUCACCAAAUGGAAGGAGGACUUGGAUUCCAAACUGUCCCUUGCCAAUGGGAAACAUGUAGCCACUGUGCUUUUGGCCAACAAAUGUGACCAGGGUGGGGACGUACUGACCAAUAAUGGAAUAAAGAUGGAGCAGUUCUGCCAGGAGAACGGCUUUGUGGGAUGGUACGAGACGUCCGCUAAGGUGAGAACACAUUUAUGA